AUGCCGAUGGCCCCUGUUCCGGCUACAGUGAAGACACCCUUUGAGUAUGAUGUGCCACUAGCUGUGUUUUCCGAUCCUGACGGAGGCCCUCUCACCUUGAGUGCAUUCUUGGCAGAUGGGAAGCCUCUGCCCAGUUGGCUCAGCUUUGAUUCCAAGCAGUGGUCAUUUUCGGGCACACCACCAAAGCAAGAUCAGCUGCAUAUUUUUGUCAAGGCUUUAGACCCGCAAGGCUCGCUACCAGCCGGUGGUGAAGGCGCAAGCAUUCAGACGCAGCCGGGCAGUUCUGGAGCACAGCCUUUUGCAGCGCGGUUGGUGAAGCUUGUCAGCUGUGACCAGCUUCACGUUGCAGGUUUCACCAGGUGA
Molecule: messenger RNA, 363 nt
Organism: Effrenium voratum
Lineage: Eukaryota; Dinophyceae; Suessiales; Symbiodiniaceae
Source: the annotation of a GenBank genome assembly